AACAAGUGAUCGUCAGCAAGUGCCACCUCUAAAUUCCAACAAUUUUCAGUGUUUACGUUUCGAGAUAAAAAAAAAUUGGAAAACUUGCCUAAAAAACGCCAUUAAACUGCGACGAUCAUACAUUUAUUGUGCAUUUGUAACGUUUUACAUUGAACGCGGCCACGUGUAGCAGGUGAAAAUCUCCCGCUGUGGGGCAGAUGCAUGAAAACUAGUGCAAACGCAGCAAAGACAGUCGUCGCAGUUGCACACAGAAACAAAUACAACAAAGUUGACACCCAUUUCGCGGCCAUGCAAAUCGAUGCGUUUAGGCUUAAUACCGCCUAAGUAUGCUGCUCAGUGAGACCCACUUCUGGACGACGCUGCGAGAUGAGGUGCGCAUCAAGAGCAACGACUUGGGCGCCUUUCGCUACAUGCGCCAGAAGGAGCAGGAUCCGGACUUGACGGCGCUGGCCAAGCGAGACUACACCGAGCGGCGCAAUGGUCUGGCCGUGCUGAAGAACAGCAGUCGCAAGUCGGCCGGCCGCCUCAAGGAUAAUCUCAAGAAGCUGGAGGAUCUGCUGCGCCAGCACAAAGUGAUCCAUUCCGAGUGGCAGGAUGCGGCACAGGUGCUGCUGCUCUUUGCCAAUGGCAUCAUUGCGCACAUUUGUGUGGACAUCUACACGGGCGACAUACUGCGCAUGGUGUUUGAGAAGUAUUUAGUGGGAAAACUGGCUGCCGAGAUCAUUACCGAUGCAUUUUUUACACGUUCCCACAUCGUCUUGGCCUACAAUACGAACCAGCUGACGGUGGUGCAUCUGCAGCGUCCCAAUGCACGUUCGCAGGGGCCGGAGAAGAUUGCCAACAUGGAUCCGCGCAUAUUUCAUGUAAUCAUACCAGGUGCCACGGAGCGUAAGCUGUCACGCCAUCUAACCGUGAACGGGAGCUACGAUUUGUUUGUGGUGUGGACACAAUCCUCGCAGAACGAAGUGUAUCCCUGGCGACCCACGGUGCGGGAUCAGGAUCGUGCCAACAUACAUGUGUUCAAAAUUAAGGGCUUGCAGCUGGAAUCGAUGGCCUAUUGCUGGUCGGAAAAUGAUCCACUCUGCGUGGAUUUUCUGCGCAGCAGCGAGAGCCAAAUCAUCACCUUGGAGCAGAAAGUUUCGCGCAAGGGUGAAAUCAGCGCCGAAAUAUGUUCCUACGAGCUGGCCACUGGCAAGAUGCAGCGCACCGCAAUUACCUCCAUACCAAUGGGUGCUCAAAUCUGUUCAUUCGCCUUCAGUCCGGAUCAGGAGAAGCUCUUCUUGGGCAGCAUUGAUCAGAACAUUUGCCUGCACGAUCUGGUACUGCAGACCACCAAGUAUGUGAAUCAAAUUGAGAUUGUGCCCCAUCAGUGUGCCUGGCACUGUGACUCGGCCAUGCUGUGCGUGGCCAAUGAGCGUUCGGUGCUGCAGUGCUUCGACCUGGCACUGGCCACCAUUGGCCAUCAGUUGGUCAGCGAGAACGUGACGCCACUGAGCCUGCUCGACCUCUCGCACUACUUUGUCGCACAGCCCACGCUGCUGAAUAUUGCCUUCAGUCGGAAGCCAGAUCUAAGCAGCUUCACGCACACCUACGCCCAGACAGACUGCCUGCUGCUGCUGAUCUACGAACAGGGUCCGCUGGCUUGCAUGCGCAUCUUCGGCGGCGCUGGCAUGCGCGGGGAUAUACACAACUCCGGACUGACGGCGGAUGUCAUAGCGGACAAAUACUUGCGACUGCAGCAGCCGGAUCGAGCUGUCAAUGUGCUGGCGGCACUUAACUGGGAAACCUACGGAGCCAUGUGCCUCAUAACGCUACACAAAAUCGCCAACUAUGUCUUCUUUGGCGGUGACCAACGUCGGCCGCGCAUAGAGCUUAUGGCCAGAGCUUUGAAGACCUUCGCGCACACGCUCUCCGAGGAAACGAAGGAUGAGUUCAGUGAUCAGGUGUACGAUCUGAAGCGACGUUUUUGCUUCUUUCUGCUGCGCAAAAAUCUGUUUGCCGAGGCCUUUGAAAUCGCUCAGGAUGUGGCGGACUACGAUCUGUUUAUGGAUCUGUAUAAUCUAACCAAGUGCAUUACCAGUCUGGGUGAAUUUGCUCAGGUGUCGUUCAGUCAGGCCGCUGCCAUAAUUCAUGAGGAAGAUCGCGCCAAUGGCAAUCUGAGCUUGACCUGUGAUCUGCGCUCGGAAUCGGCCUGUUCGCAGUCCACCUGCUCGGAGCUGUUGCGCACUGGCCAGGGUCAGCCGCAGGCGCUUAAGAAUUAUGUGCCACCUCUGCCCUCGUUCAAGUCGAAGAUUUUCAAUGCCGAAAUGAUUAAGAUCAACAUACCCAAGCCAGAGCUGCGGCCACCGCUGCCCAAGUUGAGCAUUGCCCCAAGCAACUCUCUGGCACUUCUCUCACUGAAAAGCGGCAGCCAGCAGCACCAGACACCAAUGAAAAGCGUCCAUUCGAAUGGCAAUGUUUGGUCCCAGGAUGUACCAGAUCAAACGGUUGGCCUACCCAUGCCCAGCAGUCCGCCGCCUCGUCCGCAGGCUCACCCUCAGCUUCAGCCCCCUCCAGCCAUCUCUGAACAGAGCUCACAAUUGGGUCUGUUCAAUGCCCCACCACCAGCGGCGGCCGCCUACCAGCCGAAGUUCUAUCAGCAUCCACUUGUGUCUGGCAACAUACCCGCCAUGCUGCCCACCGUGUCCAGUGAGGAAUAUCAGAAGCGUUUGCUGCUCAAGAAGCCAACAGCUUCGAUACUGUCCAAUCCGGCUGCUGCGCCUGUCAAUGGCGAAGCGGUCACGCCCAGUGCCAAGUCUCAAACGGCGGAGAAGAACAAGGUCAAGUUCUCGGAUACAAUACAAGUGGCAGUGGUGCCGGAGAUUCCACGCAAGGAGAAGCCAAUGCCGCCGAAGCGUAAUGGUUACUCCAGACCUGCAGCACGGCAUCUGACUAAUCCGAAAAAGGAGCUGGCCGACAGCCUGCCACUCUGUCAUCCACAUGAUGAUUACCUAAAGGAUUUCAAUCCAAUCAAUACAAACGUGACCAAACCGCCAACGCGUCGCCGCGAGGAUGAACAGCAGAAGCAGAGCAGCCAGAGUAAAAAUGCCAGCGCUGCCUCCUCUUCAUCAUCGUCCAUUAAGGUGGUGCAUUUUGGCGUGGUCUAAACGAAUAAUUCAUAGUGCAAUUCCCUAAGUUUAUACAUCAUACUAUCGUAGAGUUUCCGUCUUCCAAUCGUUUGUAACUAUUGCCGUCCAACUUAGUGCAAAGCUUUAAAAUUAGGAAAGUUUUUUUAUGCAUAAGUUCUUCUCUGUACGCAUUAAAUCUUAGCAUUAAAUGUUUGCCAAAUUGUC
This is a messenger RNA of Drosophila guanche, 3332 nucleotides long. It is a transcript of the gene frtz, whose product is annotated as WD repeat-containing and planar cell polarity effector protein fritz. The transcript has 6 exons. Gene Ontology annotation, molecular function: protein binding. Gene Ontology annotation, biological process: establishment of protein localization; cilium organization; nervous system development. The coding region runs from base 327 to 3146 and encodes 939 amino acids. The record is from RefSeq and is a predicted model, not a curated record. Lineage: Eukaryota; Metazoa; Arthropoda; Insecta; Diptera; Drosophilidae. Gene Ontology annotation, cellular component: axonemal basal plate.